AUGGAUACUGGUAAGUAUAUGAGCGUGGAUGCUGGAAAGUAUGUGAGCACGGAUAUUGGAAAGUAUGUGAGCAUGGAUGCUGGAAAUACAAUACUAAGUAAUUUAACAUCCAAACAUGAGAGCAUACGACCACAACAACACCAAGCCAAGCCUUCCACAACAACACCAAGCCUUCCACAAAACACCAAGCCAUCCACAACAACACCAAGCCUUCCACAACAACACCAAGCCUUCCACAACAACACCAAGCCAUCCACAACAACACCAAGCCUUCCACAACAACACAAAGCCUUCCACAAAACACCAAGCCUUCCACAACAACACGAAGCCUUCCACAACAAUACCAAGCCAUCCACAACAACACCAAGCCUUCCACAACAACACCAAGCCUUCCACAAAACACCAAGCCUUCCACAACAACACCAAGCCUUCCACAACAACACCAAGCCAUUCACAACAACACCAAGCCAUCCACAACAACACCAAGCCAUCCACAACAACACCAAGCCAUCCACAACAACACCAAGCCAUCCACAACAACACCAAGCCAUUCACAACAACACCAAGCCAUCCACAACAACACCAAGCCAUUCACAACAACACCAAGCCAUCCACAACAACACCAAGCCAUCCACAACAACACCAAGCCAUUCACAACAACACCAAGCCAUCCACAACAACACCAAGCCAUCCACAACAACACCAAGCCAUCCACAACAACACCAAGCCUUCCACAAAACACCAAGCCAAGCCUUCCACAACAACACCAAGCCUUCCACAACAACACCAAGCCAUUCACAAGAACACCGAGCCAUCCACAAGAACACCAAGCCAUCCACAACAACACCAAGCCAUCCACAACAACACCAAGCCAUUCACAACAACACCAAGCCAUCCACAACAACACCAAGCCAUCCACAACAACACCAAGCCAUUCACAACAACACCAAGCCAUCCACAACAACACAAAGCCAUCCACAACAACACUAA
This is a messenger RNA of Procambarus clarkii (red swamp crayfish), 990 nucleotides long. Its product is annotated as salivary glue protein Sgs-3-like. The record is from RefSeq and is a predicted model, not a curated record. Lineage: Eukaryota; Metazoa; Arthropoda; Malacostraca; Decapoda; Cambaridae.